AUGGAGGUUCCGCUUUACGAGACGCGACGCCACGCUUCCAAUUACCCUCCUCAACUCCAACUUCAACAAAAUCAACAACACCAGGCAAAUGAAGAUUCCAAGGGAACGUUGCUUUCUCUCCUUUCAGUUCGAGGUGUGACUCAACUCAAAGAGAAAUGGACCGAGUAUAAUGAACCAAAGAGACUUAGGAAAUUAGUGUCGCUGUUUGUUUCACCUACGGCCAAGUACGUUGCUGUUGUUGCUGGAAAUCGAAUUACGAUUCUGAGUAAAGAGGAUGAUUAUCAGCAAUCCUAUGCAAUUUUUACCGGUUCUGAUUUUGGUACAUUUAGUGUGGGAGCUUGGUCUGAAGAUGAUGAAAUUCUUGGUGUUGCUGAUGACUAUGAUACUCUGUAUUUUAUCAAAUUUAAUGGUGAAGUUGUGGCAGAAAUUACAAAGAAGCAUUUGAAAAUCUCUUCACCUAUUGUUGGUUUAUUUUCUGACAAUGACUCUGAUAUGCAUGAGUCUUACUUGUUCACUGCCAUUACGUCAGAUGGUUCACUUCAACAAAUUGAGAUCAGUUAUGGACAAGGCAUUUCUACCUUUCCUAAGUACGCCUUUUAUCACAGGAGUCAUCUCCGUAACAACGUUUUUUGCUUUGACCACCACCAUGAACUUAACCUUUUUGUGGCUGUUCACACGCUGUCUGGAUCUUGCCAUCUUUCUCUUUGGCAUAAAAAUUCAAGCAAAGAACUGGAACAGGUAUUUUCUUUACAGUUUGAGGGAUUAUAUUCGAAACCAAAAGGUUAUAGAGGUCAGCUAAUAUAUCCAAAGUUGCUAAUCUCGCCACAAGCUACAUUCAUUGCUACUCUGGAUUUGACAGGAUGCUUGCAUAUUUUUAAGCUGGACAAAGAAGGCUUGACACUCUCCCGGUUUGUCUUGGGAGAGAAGGAUGAUUCAUUUGUAUCUGGUAAUUCAUCGAAUGGGGGUAAUAGAUCUUUUUUGGAUUUUACUUGGUGGUGUGACCAUGUCAUUGCCACUGUAGAUAGGAAUGGUGUGGUUAUGUUGAUAGACAUUCUAAAUGGUUUAAAGGUCCAGGAAGAGAAUCCUGCAUAUUUUUUACCUGCUCUGGGAAGAGCGCAGAAACGUAGGGGCUAUCUUUUUCUUUUAGCAAGUUUAUCAUCCAAAGAAAGAUCCAGUUCUUCUGAUUUUGGAUUUCCAGAGGAGUUGCACCAGACAGAGUGGGUUGUUGAAGAUAGGCUUAAACAGUUUCACCUUUCUAGGUUGCUCUGGUUCCUUGUUUCAUUUUCUGAGAAAUCUGUCCCUGAAAUGUAUGGUUUACUGAUUAGGAAGAGAAGUUAUCAAGCUGCUCUGGACUUUGCUGACAGUCAUGGAUUGGAUAAGGAUGAAGUUCUGAAGUCACAGUGGUUGAAUUCUAGCCAAGGAGUAAAUGAAGUUAGUAUAUUUUUGGCAAAUAUAAACGAUAAAAAAUUUGUACUUUCUGAAUGUGUUCAUAGAGUUGGACCAACAGAAGAUGCUGUGAAGGCUUUGUUGGCUUAUGGUCUACGCAUCACUGACCAUCAUAGAUUCUCAGAAGUAGAUGAUGAUGAUUCUAGUCAUGUAUGGGAUGUUCGCUUGGCUAGACUUCAAAUCUUGCAAUUUAGGGACAGACUGGAAACAUUUCUUGGAAUAAACAUGGGCAGAUUUUCUGUGCAGGAAUACAACAAAUUCCGUAUUAUGCCUAUUAAUGAAGCUGCUGUAGCACUUGCAGAAAGUGGAAAAAUUGGUGCGUUGAACUUGCUUUUCAAGCGUCAUCCUUAUUCUUUGUCUCCCUUUGUGUUGGAUGUUUUAGCCUCCAUCCCAGAAACAGUUCCUGUCCAAAUUUAUGGGCAGCUUCUUCCUGGGAGGUCUUUUCCUUCUGGUGUUGCUGUCAGGCAAGAUGAUUGGGUUGAAUGCAAGAAAAUGGUGGACUUCAUUAAUGCACCAGUUAAAAACCACGACAUUCAAAUCCAAGUCAAAACUGAGCCUCUUGUUAAGCAUUUUGUUGGGCUUCUUUGGCCGUCAAUUGAUGAGCUCACAAAAUGGUAUAUGGAUAGAGCUAGAUCUAUGGAUGAUUUUAGUGGGCAGCUGGAUAAUUGCCUGAGCCUACUUGAGUUUGCUCUUCGCAAAGGCAUAUCUGAGUUGCAGCAGUUCCAUCAGGAUGUCCUAUACUUGCAUCAAGUUAUAUACUCUGAUGACAAUGAUAGCGAAACAGGCUUACAUAUGAGUCUCGUCAUGUGGGAAGAAUUGCCAAACUAUGAAAGAUUUAAAUUUAUGCUUAAGGGAGUCAAAGAGGAAAGUGUAACUGAAAGAUUACACAACAGAGCUAUUCCAUUUAUGCGUGAAAAGUUUCACAGGGUGUCCUUAUUUGGAGAUGGCACCCAUUGUACAAAUCAAAGUAUAGAGGAAUCAUUUCUAGUGAGAUGGUUGAAGGAAAUUGCUUUGCACAAUAAAUUGGACAUGUGCUUGGUGGUAAUUGAGGAAGGGUGCAGAAACUUCCAAAGCAAUGUCUAUUUUGAAACUGAAGCUGAAGCUGUUGAUUGUGCUUUGCAAUGCAUAUAUUUGUGCACAGUUACAGAUAGGUGGAGCAUCAUGGCAGCCAUACUAUCUAAGCUUCCUCAAAUGCAUGAUGGUGCAAUUCAAGUUGAGAGUCUUGAGAGAAGACUUAGAGUUGCUGAAAGUCAUAUUGAAGCAGGGAGACUUUUGGCAUUUUACCAGGUUCCGAAGCCAUUAAACUUUUUCCUAGGGGCUCAAUCAGAUGAAAAGGGUGUGAAACAGAUUAUUCGCCUUAUUCUUUCUAAAUUUAUUCGCCGUCAGCCUGGCCGAUCAGAUAGUGAAUGGGCCAGCAUGUGGCGUGAUAUGCAGUACUUGAGGGAAAAGGCAUUUCCUUUUCUGGACCUAGAAUAUAUUUUGAUUGAGUUUUGCAGAGGACUGCUUAAAGCUGGGAAGUUUUCUCUUGCACGUAAUUAUUUGAAGGGUACAAGUUCUGUUUCUUUGGCAUCAGAGAAGGCAGAAAACCUUGUCAUUCAAGCAGCUAGGGAGUACUUUUUCUCAGCUUCAAGUAUUUCUUGUUCUGAAGUCUGGAAAGCUAAAGAAUGUCUUAAUCUAUAUCCAAGUAGUGGAAAUGUGAAGGCUGAGGCGGAUAUUAUUGAGGCACUUACAGUUAAGCUUCCAAACCUUGGGGUGAAUAUUCUGCCCAUGCAAUUCAGGCAAAUAAAAGAUCCUAUGGAAAUUGUAAAAAUGGCAAUCACAAAUCAAACCGGAGCAUAUUUUCAUGUUGAGGAGCUUGUUGAGGUUGCCAGACUUCUUGGCUUGAGGUCUGCUGAUGAUGUAUCAGCUGUUGAAGAAGCUAUUGCUAGAGAAGCUGCAGUUUCUGGUGAUUUACAAUUGGCAUCUGAUCUUUGUCUUGUUUUGGCCAGAAAAGGACAUGGCAACAUAUGGGAUUUAUGUGCUGCAAUUGCAAGAGGUCCUGCCCUUGAAAAUAUGGAAGUAGAUUCUCGAAAGCAGCUAUUAGGGUUCGCGUUGAGCCACUGUGAUGAGGAGUCCAUCGGUGAGCUUCUCCAUGCAUGGAAAGACCUGGAUAUGCAAGGCCAGUGUGAAACAUUAAUCAUGUCAACUGGGACAAAUCCUUCAAAUUUUUCAGUGCAAGGCUCAACUGUUGAGUCAAUUCAAAAACAAAGUUUUCAAAAUAUACUAGAUAGAAAUCCGCGUUUUCAAGAGUUCGAUGGUUAUAGCAGUGACAAUCAGGAUGUUCAUCUAGAGAAAAUUAGAGAAAAGCUUUCCAUUGUUGCUAAAACCUUGGCUGUGGGCAAUCAAACUGAUUGGGCGUCAGGCUUGACUGAAAAUGGGAAAGUUCUGUCUUUUGCUGCCUUACAGCUCCCUUGGUUGAUUGAAUUGAGUAGGAACGGAUAUCCUAGUGAAAAAUUGAGUACUAGAAAGCAGUAUUUAAACAUCAAAGCACAGGCUGUGGUGACUAUUCUGUCCUGGUUGGCUAGAAAUGGUUUUGCCCCCAGAGACAACCUGAUCGCCUCUUUAGCAAGAUCUGUUAUGGAACCUCCAGUCACUGAAGAGGAAGAUAUAAUCGGGUGCUCCUAUCUUAUCAAUCUCUCGGAUGCUUUUAAUGGGGUAGAAGUUAUAGAAGAACAGCUCAAAAUAAGAAAAGACUACCAAGAAAUUUGUAGCAUUAUGAAUGUUGGGAUGGCAUACAGCUUGCUACACAACUCAGGAGUAGGUAGUGACCAUAUUCAACGAAAGCAGCUAUUGAAGAGGAGGUUCAAGGAAAAACAUACAACACCCAGUUCUGAUGAUAUAGAUAAACUUGGCAAGGUACAGUCUUCUUUCUGGAGAGAGUGGAAACUGAAGUUAGAAGAGCAAAAGAGAUUUGCUGAGCAUUCUAGAGCUCUACAGAAAAUAAUUCCUGGGGUUGAAACAGAGCGCUUUUUGUCCAGGGACUCCAUCUACAUUGAGAAUGUUGUUAUCUCUCUCAUUGAGUCUGUAAAGUUAGAAAAAAGGCACAUUUUGAAGGAUAUUUUAAGAUUGGCUGAUACAUAUGACUUGAACAGUACUGAGGUGCUAUUGCAUUUUCUAAGUGCUGUCCUUGUUUCUGAUGUUUGGACAAAUGAUGAAAUUACAUCCGAAGUUGCAGGUUAUAAAGGAGAAAUAAUUGGUAAUGGUGUGAAAACCAUUGAAACCAUCUCAACAAAGGUUUAUCCUGCAGUCAAUGGGUGCAGCAAACUUCGCCUUGCUUAUGUAUUUGGUCUGUUGUCAGAGUGUUAUUUACAGCUGGAAAAUAGCAAAGAUUUAUCACCAAUAGCACAACCUGAUCACACAAAUGGCAAUAUAAGGUUUGCUCAUUAUUACAAAGUCGUUGGGCAAGAAUGUAAAAAUGUUUCCUUUAUCAAUAACCUGAACUUCAAAAAUAUAGCUGGGUUGCGUGGUUUGAACUUUGAGUGCUUUAGUGAUGAAGUUUAUGCAUGCAUUGAGGAAAGUAGCUUGUCUGCAUUGUCAAAAAUGAUACAAGCUUUUGUCGAUAUUUAUGGUCAUUCAUUGCCUAAGGGUUUUAUGUCAUGGCAGGAUGUCUACAAGUAUUACAUCCUGAGUUCGCUGAGUGCUUUGGAGGCUAAAGCAACAACUGACUUUAGUAGUAGAACUCCUGAAUACCUUCAAAGCUUUUUAAGUAAGCUUGAGCAGAGCUAUGAUUCUUGCCGAAAGUAUAUUAGACUUUUGAGCCAGUUUGAUGCUUUGACAAUCAUGAAGCAGUACCUCACUGUAAUUGUGCCUCUCCAUAGUUCAUAUGGAUUCAUACCUGACAAUUCAACUUGGCAAGAGUGCCUCAUUGUUCUUUUGAACUUUUGGAUGGGAUUGACAGAUGAUAUGAGGGAAUUUUCAUUGGAGGAAAAUUCAGGAGAGACUAAUAGCUUCAACCCGCAAUGUUUGACGAGUUGUCUAAAAGUAUUUAUGAAAUUGGUGAUGGAGGAUAUCAUCUCCCCUAGUCAGGGCUGGAGCAGCAUAUAUACCUACAUCAACUGCGGCUUAAAUGGUGAUUGCUCUGUAGAAAUUUAUAAUUUCUCCAAAGCUAUGGUUUUUUCUGGUUGUGGGUUUGGUGCCAUUUCAGAGGUAUUUUCUGUUGCUUCAUCGGAAACUGGUUCAUCUUCUGAUUGUGGCACAGGUUCCCAGGAUCUUGCUCAAUUUUAUUUAGAUAUUCUUGAAGCUGUUCUGCAAGAGUUGGUCAAUGGUUCCCAUGAGAGCCAGAACCUGUAUCAUAUAUUGUCAUCUUUAAGCAAGCUAGAAGGUGACUUAAAAGUCUUGCAAUGUGUUAGACAUGUAAUUUGGGGGGAAAUGGUCCAGUUCUCUGACAAUUUACAGUUGCCAAGUUCUAUUAGAGUUUAUGUGCUAGAGCUUAUGCAAUUUAUCUCAGGAAAGAAUAUUAAGGGUUUCUCUACAGAAAUACUAGCCAAUGUCCAACCAUGGGAAGAAUGGGAUGAACUGCUUUAUGCUAGUAGAAAGAGUGAGGCUGGUGUUGACAAGCAGUCACCAGAUCACAAAGAAACCUCUAGUAGGUUUACAAAUACUUUGGUUGCCCUUAAAUCAUCUCAACUUGUGGCAUCGAUCUCUCCUAGCAUAGAAAUCACCCCUGAUGAUCUAUUGAAUGUAGACGCGGCUGUUUCUUGCUUUUUGAGGUUGUGUGGAGAAGCUACUGAAAAUCUCCACUUUGACGCAUUGGUUUCUAUUUUGGAAGAGUGGGAGGGACUUUUCACCAUCGGGAAAGACGGAGAAAUCACCACUGAAGCAUCUGAUGGAGGAAAUGACUGGAACAAUGAUGAUUGGGACGAAGGGUGGGAAAGUCUGGAAGAAGUAGACAAGCCUGAGAAAGAAAAGAUUGAGAACUCUGUUUCUGUUCACCCUUUACAUGUAUGUUGGACAGUGAUUUUGAAAAAAUUCAUAGGCUUGUCGAGGUCUAGUGAUGUGCUGAGAAUGAUUGAUCAAUCGUCAUCGAAAACUAAUGGUAUGUUACUUGAUGAAGAUGAUGCCAGGAGCUUAAAUGAGAUAGCAUUAAACACAGAUUGCUUUCUGGCUUUGAAGAUAGCACUCAUGCUACCCUACAAAACAUUACAGUUGCAGUGCCUGAGCGCAGUUGAGGAUAGUAUAAAACAGGGUAUCCCGCAUACGAGGAGCAAUGAUUGUGAGUUAUUAAUUCUAAUUUUAUCUUCUGGGAUUCUCACUUCUAUUGCGACUGGUUCUACAUAUGGUACUACUUUCUCUUAUCUCUGCUAUAUGGUUGGAAACUUAUCCUAUCAAGUUCAACAAGCUCUGAUAUCAAGUAGAGGGAUUACCAUUGAUGAAGAUCAUGAGAAUCAGUUUUUCCGAAGAAUCCUUUUCCCUGAUUUCAUUUCCGAACUUGUGAAGGCUGAUCAACAUGUUCUAGCUGGAUUUAUUGUCACAAAAUUUAUGCACACUAGUGAGUCGCUCAGUCUCAUUAACAUCGCUAAUGCUAGUCUUAAUAGGUAUCUGGAAAGGCAGCUCCACAUGCUGCAGACCAAUGAGUUCCACGUUGAGAUGGAAUGUAAAACAUUGAGGAAUACUGUUAGCAGGUUGAGAGGCAGACUGAGUAAUUUGAUUCAGUCCACAUUGCCAUUGCUUUCGGCCAAUGUAAGUUAA
Molecule: messenger RNA, 7173 nt
Organism: Lathyrus sativus (Indian pea)
Lineage: Eukaryota; Viridiplantae; Streptophyta; Magnoliopsida; Fabales; Fabaceae
Source: the annotation of a GenBank genome assembly